AUGUUAAAUCUGAGACAAAUCUUUGGAGGGAAUGUCGCUUUAAACGAAAGCUUCACAGCAGAAGAUUUUGCGAACAAACGAAAGCCCAAAAGAUGGUCAGGGCCCUGCGAGGUUUUGCAUCGGAGGAUCAUGUGGAAGUUUAUUAUAGUGUUGUAUUUUAUAUCGUUUGGAUCAAGAGGAACAUCAAUGGCUAGGCUGACAGUAUGGAAGAUGCAUAAAGAAGAUAUAGGACAAGGGUUUGCUUCUCAUAACAAGCUCCAAAGAGGUCGAGUUUCAGCUUCACAACCUUCGCAAUGCCACCAUAGACUAAGCCCUCUUUCCCAUUCAAAGGUUUAUUCUUCCGAAAGUUAUGUUGCUUGCCCUUGA
This is a messenger RNA of Brassica napus (rape), 366 nucleotides long. RefSeq lists its product as uncharacterized. The coding region runs from base 1 to 366 and encodes 121 amino acids. The transcript has 2 exons. The record is from RefSeq and is a predicted model, not a curated record. NCBI's taxonomy places the organism in Eukaryota, Viridiplantae, Streptophyta, Magnoliopsida, Brassicales, Brassicaceae.